UGUUAUAUCAUCACAAUAUACCUUUUGCAUCAUCAUCACACAGAUAGAGGAGUAUAUGACAAAGUUGGUAUCAUGGCAAUAUUGUUGAGAAGUUCUCUGUUAGACAAAGAUUACAUACAAGCUUUUGCCAAUACUGGUAUCACCGUAGCCGUCACAGCUCCUAACAGUGAUAUUGUAUCACUAGCUGAUGUGAAUUUUGCACGCCAAUGGGUUGUCAACAAAAUUAAACCUUUUCACCCAGCAACGAAAAUCAAGUAUGUUCUUGUGGGUAGUGAAGUGCUUCAUUGGGGAGAUCAAAGCAUGUUACAAAACCUUGUACCUGCCAUGAAGUCCCUUUAUGAUGCCCUUCAAGUUGAGGGAAUCCAUGAUAUUCAAGUUACCACAGCCCACUCAUUGAUCAUCAUGGAAACAAUUACACCACCAAGUACAGGAAGAUUCAGGGCGGCAUACUCAGAACCCAUUUUAAAGCCAAUGUUAGAUUUCUUGAGGCAAACCAAAACACCUUUCAUGGUCAAUCCUUAUCCUUUCUUCAACUUAGAUCCUAAUAACGUCAACUUUGCUAUCUUCAAGCCCAACCCUUCCUUAUAUGACCCCUUCACGCGCCGCCAUUACAAAAAUCAAUUUGACGCGCUCCUUGAUGCCGUUCACUCUGCCAUGAUGGCCGUUGGUUAUGCUGACGUGGACAUGGCCGUGGGUGAGACAGGCUGGCCCUCUAAUUGCGACAACCCAUCAGUUUGUAGUGUGGACAAUGCUGCAUCUUAUAAUAGCCAACUUGUAAGGCAUAUUGCAUCAAACAAGGGAACACCGUUGAUGCCGAACCGGCGGUUCGACACUUAUAUUUUUGCAUUGUUUAAUGAGGACCAAAAACCCGGUGCAACUGCUGAGAGAAAUUGGGGUUUAUUUCAACCGGAUUUGACACCGGUCUAUGACUGUGGAAUCUUGGGUAAUGGACAGGCAGCCCCAGCAACGCCAGCAGUCCCAGUUCCCAGAAAAGGAAGGGGUCAUCAUAAAGGAAGAGGAGGAGGCCAAUGGUGUGUGCCAAAACCAAACGCAGCUAAUGAAGCACUUCAAGCAAACAUUGAUUAUGUGUGUAGUCAAGGCCUGGAUUGUGGGCCCAUUCAACCAGGAGGGGCCUGCUUUGAGCCCAACACUGUUCUGGGCCAUGCUACUUAUGCCAUGAAUGCCUACUAUCGCGCCAAAGGCCCGGCCCAAAUCAACUGUGACUUCUCUAAUUCUGCUCAACUUACCACUGUCAAUCCAAGCUACGGUAAUUGUAAAAUGUGA
Messenger RNA from Prosopis cineraria, 1284 nucleotides. Its product is annotated as glucan endo-1,3-beta-glucosidase-like. Gene Ontology annotation, biological process: carbohydrate metabolic process. Gene Ontology annotation, molecular function: hydrolase activity, hydrolyzing O-glycosyl compounds. Gene Ontology annotation, cellular component: plasma membrane. The transcript has 5 exons. Bases 73 to 1284 code for a protein of 403 amino acids. Lineage: Eukaryota; Viridiplantae; Streptophyta; Magnoliopsida; Fabales; Fabaceae. The record is from RefSeq and is a predicted model, not a curated record.